Eutrema salsugineum is the source of this 2394-nucleotide messenger RNA. Its product is annotated as protein CYPRO4. Gene Ontology annotation, molecular function: protein binding. The transcript is spliced from 2 exons. Gene Ontology annotation, cellular component: nucleus; cytoplasm. The record is from RefSeq and is a predicted model, not a curated record. NCBI's taxonomy places the organism in Eukaryota, Viridiplantae, Streptophyta, Magnoliopsida, Brassicales, Brassicaceae. The coding region runs from base 251 to 2206 and encodes 651 amino acids.
CCCCAAUUCUCCUCCCAAAUCCCUAACUUCCUCCCCUGCAAACGCUCCCAACUCUCUCUCAUACUGUAUUUUCUCGAGAAUCAUCGGAUCAUUUCUAUAUUUUCUAUCCUGAGAAAAUUUCCAAAUUUGUUUCGAUACUGACCAGGAAUUUCGCUAACGAUCUUUUCUGAUUUCGUCUGCGAGAAUUCAAAAGAGGAAAGUUCAGUUUUCGCUACCUCUCCGUUUCCUUCUUCUUGUAGCUGAUCGAACCAUGGGUACUUCUCAGAGUCGGGAAGAUCGGAUCACCGAAUCGGACACGGAUUCCGAUUCCGAGUACUAUGAAGAAGAUGAGGAUCAGUACGACGACGCAGAUGUCUCGAAAAAGCAAGGAUCGUCGUCUGCUUCUGGUUCAUACCUCUCAGGACCAUCUGAUUCUUCUUCUUCUUCGGGGCCAUCUGAUUCCUCUUCUCUCGAUAUCGAGGAGAAGCUGAGAGCCAUGAAGUUGAAGUAUCCCUCACCAGUAGCGCCCAAGGUGAAAAACGCGGUGAAGCUUUACCGCCAUAUCGGUGGAAACACGCCUAAAGCUAAAUGGGUCAUCACAGAUAAACUGACGUCAUACAAGUUUGCCAAAACGUCGACGGUGGACGGAGAGGAUAUUGAUGAUUAUAAUGAUGGUGAAGAAUCAGGUGAAAGAGGUGAGUCCUUCUGGUUUCUCGGCGUUGGUUCUAAGGUUAAAGCUAGGGUUUCGACGGAUAUGCAGCUGAAAAUGUUUGGAGACCAGCGUAGGGUUGAUUUUGUGAGUAAUGGUGUUUGGGCUUUGAAGUUUUUGACGGAUGAGGAUUAUAGGAAGUUUGUCACUAGGUUCCAGGACUAUCUGUUUGAGAAUGUGUAUAAGGUCAAGGCAUCAGAGGAGAACAGGAUCAAAGUUUAUGGUAAAGAUUUCCUCGGGUGGGCUAAUCCAGAGGCUGCUGAUGAUUCUAUGUGGGAAGAUGCUGAAAGUCCACCGGAUGAAGAGGAAACUCGGGCCAAGAAAAACACGGAUUUGACGGAAGAAUUUGAAGAGGUGGCGAAUGGUGGUGUGCACAGUUUGGCUUUAGGAGCAAUGGAUAAUUCAUUCUUGGUGAAUGAUUUAGGGGUCCAGGUCUAUAGGAAUUUGGAGCGUGGGAUUCAUGCGAAAGGUGUGUGCGUGAGAUUUGAUGCUGGAAACUCGAAAUAUGGACCAGGUUCGAGCCAAACAACACCAAACAAGGCUCUUUUGAUGAGGGCAGAGACUAAUAUGAUGCUGAUGAGUCCAGCUAAACAAGGGAAACCACACUCGAGUGGUGUUAAGCAGCUCGACAUAGAGUCUGGGAAGAUUGUUACGGAAUGGAAGUUCGAGAAAGACGGGACUGAAAUCUCAAUGAGAGAUAUAACAAAUGAUACAAAAGGGUCGCAGCUAGAUCCAUCAGAGUCUACGUUUUUGGGAUUAGAUGACAACAGGCUUUGUCAAUGGGACAUGAGGGACAGGAGAGGUAUUGUGCAGAACAUCGAAUCACCCAUCUUGGAAUGGACUCAAGGGCAUCAGUUUUCUAGAGGAACAAAUUUCCAGUGCUUUGCAACUACAGGAGAUGGGUCAAUCGUUGUGGGAUCGCUUGAUGGAAAGAUAAGGUUGUACUCAAAGACCUCAAUGAGACAGGCAAAGACGGCUUUUCCAGGGCUUGGUUCGCCGAUUACACAUGUGGACGUUUCUUAUGACGGGAAAUGGAUAUUGGGCACAACAGAUACAUACUUGGUUCUUAUAUGCACCCUUUUCACAGACAAAGAUGGUCGGACAAAAACAGGUUUUAGCGGAAGGAUGGGAAACAAAAUACCAGCGCCGAGGCUGCUGAAGCUAACGCCACUAGACUCACACUUGGCAGGAAAUGAUAAUAAGUUUCACGGAGGUCACUUCUCAUGGGUAACGGAGAGCGGGAAGCAAGAGAGGCACAUCGUAGCAACUGUGGGGAAAUUCAGUGUAAUAUGGGACUUGGAGCGGGUGAAGAACAGUGCGCACGAGUGCUAUAGGAAUCAGCAAGGGCUCAAGAGCUGUUACUGCUACAAAAUCUUGUUGAAGGAUGAGUCAAUUGUGGAGAGCCGAUUCAUGCACGAUAACUUCUCCUUCUCCGGUAACAAAUCUCCAGAAGCUCCACUUGUGGUUGCCACUCCUCAGAAAGUCAGCUCCAUUAGCCUCUCUGGAAGACGACUGUGAUGAACACAUCUGUGUCUGAUACUUUCCAUGUUGGUUUUGGAAUUUGGUUUGUGUAGCUUCAAUAUUGAUUUCUUUUAGUCGUGUGAAGGUUUGUGUUGAAUUACAUUUGGCUUUGCUCAAAAUAUGACUCCUUGAAACAGCAUUGUGUAUGUAGUUUGAAUCAAAUUGGGUAUGACUUGAUUUCGUAA